CCCUCCUACAACAACGUCCCGCCUCCCGUCGACGGCUUGACGCUCGCCAAGCAGCGCGCCCAGGAGGUCGCCGCUCGCCUCUUCAACAACUCUGGAGCCGGCGUUGGCGCAGGUGUCCUCGACGCCAAGCGCCCUAAGAUUGAGAAUGGCGCUUCUGGCUUCGAUUCCAGCGAUACCGGCUUCAGCUCCGUUCCAUCAGAUGUGAAGCCUCAUAGUCUGCACUCGGUGCCUGCAGCGCCUGCCUCAUAUGGGUUCCAGAGUUCGAGCAAAAAAAUUGAUAUUCCGAACGGUAGGGUUGGUGUUAUUAUUGGGAAAGGCGGAGAGACCAUUAAAUAUCUUCAGCUUCAGUCUGGAGCGAAGAUCCAAGUCACUCGGGAUAUGGAUGCGGAUCCCAAUUCUCCGACUAGGAUGGUGGAGCUCAUGGGUAGUCCAGAACAGAUUGCCAAGGCUGAGCAGCUGAUAAGUGAAGUUCUUUCCGAGGUGGCUGAAGCUGGCGGUUCUGGCAUAGUUUCGCGAAGAGUGACUGGACAAUCUGGAUCUGACACAUUUGUAAUGAAAGUCCCAAAUAACAAGGUUGGUCUGGUAAUCGGUAAAGGAGGAGAAACAAUUAAAAAUAUGCAAGCCAGGACUGGAGCUCGUAUUCAGGUGAUACCUUUGCAUCUGCCCCCUGGUGAUACAUCGAUUGAAAGGACAUUACAGAUUGAUGGGACCAAUGAACAAAUUGAGUCUGCUAAACAGUUGGUCAAUGAAGUCAUCAGCGAGAAUCGUGUGAGAAAUCCAGCAAUGGCUGGAGGAUAUUCUCAGCAAGGUUAUCAAGCACGACCUCCCACGGCCUGGGGUGCACCUGGGGCUCCUCCCAUGCAACAACCAGGUUAUGGAUAUGUGCAGCCUGGAGCAUAUCCGGGCCAAACUCCCCAGUAUAACAUGUCUCAGCCCUCUUAUCCAGGCUACCCUCAACCUGCCUCUGGUGGUUAUGCCUCUAAUUGGGACCAGUCAACUGUUGCACCAUCUCAGCAGACUUCUCAGGGAAGUGGUUAUGAUUAUUACAGUCAACAGCCAGCUUCACAGCAACAGCAAACACCUGGUGGUACUGCAGCUCCAGCAGAUAAUUCUGGUUACAAUUAUAGUCAACCACCACCUUCAAGCUAUAAUCAACAGGCACAAGGUUAUUCUCAAGAUGGCUAUGGUGUGUAUCAGGCACCAGCUCAAUCUGGAUAUGGUCAGCCACCAACGUAUGAUCAGCAGCAAGGUUAUACUUCUGCAUCUGGCUAUGGGAAUGUGACCAACCCAGCACAAGAUGGGCACACUCCGUCCUAUGCAUCUCAGGCAGAUUCAGCCCAAGCUCCACCUGUCCAGGCUUCUUCUGUGAGCCAGCCAGGAUACACUAGUGCUCAACAGCCUAGCCCAAGUCCUGCAAGUUACCCACCUCAAGGAACAACUCAGCCUGGUUAUGGAAUACCCCCAACUUCGCAAACUGGUUAUGGUAAUCAACCAGCGGCUCAGUCCGGAUAUGGGCCUGGCUAUGGACCACCGCAAGCCCAGAAACCUCUUGCCAAUCCCCCAGUUUAUGGGCAGGCUACCCAGUCACCAGGCACCCCCGGAGGCUAUGGCCAGCCUGCCCCUGUGCAGCCAGGAUAUCCCCAUUCUCAGCCACCCCCAUCUAGUUAUGCUCAACCUGACUCUGGUCCGCAACGUGCCCCACCAUCCAAUUAUGGUGCUGCUGCUGGUCAACCGGGUUACGGACCUCCAUCUUAUGGUGCACCUCCUGUUAGUCAGCCAGGUUAUGGACAGGCACCACCACCAUACAGCACCUAUGGUAGUGCUUACUCACAGCCUCCGGUUUAUUCUGCCGAUGGCAGUGCUGCUGCUUCUCAGACUGCUCAGCAGAGUGGAGUAGCCAAGACAUCGCCCCAGAGUUGAUGAUAUCUGGUAAGUUGGGUCAUUUUGGUGCUUUGAUGAAUGGUUUUGUAUUCCUAUUGUUAGGUCUAGUUAGGUUUUUAUAUUGUGGAAGUCAUAGAUGUUAAAGGUAAGGAAUGGUUGGCUUUGGCGUUACCUGUGUCUCAUAUUUUACUCUGCUUGUUCUAAAUAAUUCUGCUACCUUUUGUUUCUAGUUACCUUACUUUUAAAUGCUGCUUGCUGUAAGCACCUCCAUCCAACUUUUAUCCUUAAAUCAUGCAUUUUUGAAUGUUCUUUA
Molecule: messenger RNA, 2194 nt
Organism: Corylus avellana
Lineage: Eukaryota; Viridiplantae; Streptophyta; Magnoliopsida; Fagales; Betulaceae
Product: KH domain-containing protein
Molecular function (GO): RNA binding
Source: RefSeq, a predicted model, not a curated record